AUGGUGCACACAGAGGUCGAAAAAAUAGGAAGCGAUCCUGUCUGGCUUGUGCAAGGUCUAACUUGUGUAUAUGCAAGCGAAAAGCUCCAACCUCGUAACGAUGACUUGGACUUGGAGAAUCACACUUGCCCAGAAGGCGGCGAAACCGGUGAAAUUGUUGUAUCAGGUGUCGCAGGGUCAUUUCCUCUUGCAACCACGGCGACGUUGUUCAACCCGUCGUUUCCUGACCAACAGCUUUUGAGCCACGAGCUUGUCCCAUCGCAGAUGGACGUGAGCUACACAGAGGCCUUGCUUGAUGAUUCUGGAACCGUGGAGCAGCAGCCCGAGCCAGCUUGGUGGUCGCAAACGGCCCUCGAUCAAUUCAUCGGAGUGGCAGACUUCUAUCCAACAUAUACCAGUCCUUCAUCCUGGGAGUGGCAAUCUCCAACUACCACUCUCAACAUGAUUCCAGGUCCUAUCUCGCCCGUGGCAUCUGCAGCCGCCGUCGCCGCGCCUUUGUGUUAUCCAUUUGGUGCAGUCCCAUCUGGAAGUGUUCUGCCAAAGACGGAGCCGCAGCUAUAUUACUCUAAUUCCACCGGCAGUGAGGUUCCUGCUCCUGUAUCCAACCCUCUCAGUAAUGGAGAGCCACCUGAUCGCAUGGCAGUAACUCUGGACAAGCCCUCAUCACCGACGCCCGGACACCGGCAGCCUGAACGGCCUACUAAGACGCUUCCUGCACUGGCUGGCGGACCACAAGAACCGUUUCCUAUUCUUUUUUCUAUUCCUCCAGCUACAUCUGCAACACGCAAAAACUUGGAGAAUUACCUGCGGCUACCUCUAACGCAAAGUCUUUGGACACCCAUGUCGAUAGUGGAAUUUCCAUCCGCCCCUCAGCUUGACUACUUCAUCGAUUUAUACUUUGCUAACUUCGACACGCUCCUGCCGAUGAUUCAUCGGCCUACGUUCGAUCUUGGUGCUUAUCCUGUUCUCACCUUAUCAAUGUGUGCCAUUGGCGUCCUUUACUCCGACUUUGAAAACGCUCGUGCAUUCAGCAAGGCACUCUGUGAGCUUUUGCGCCGUCUAUUUGUGUGCAUGAGUGAACAAAAUGCCAUGGUAACUCGAAGUUACGAGUUCCUUGCGGCGCAAACGCUACAAUCAGUGCUGAGCAACAGCAGCAGUGGUAAACGUCUGUUUGAGUUUGGCGACAAUAAUCGGAGUCUUGUCGUCGCCAGCGCCCGCGCCGCUGGCUUGUUUGCAAAUCGCCGACCUAAAGCCGCUUCGGAUAAAUCUAACGGAGCGUCCAGUGUACAGGAGCAGUGGUUGUCGUGGAUACAAGCCGAACGCUUGCGCCGUCUGGCAUGGUCAAUAUAUAUCUUUGAUGCUUCAGCCACGUAUUAUCGGAACUGCAGGCCGCAUCUCUCCUUGGUUGAGAUGAAAGUCGACUUGCCGGCUUCGACCAGUCAUUGGGAAGCAGAGUCUUCGCGAGCAUGGGCAUCAUUGCAGCCAUGGACGAAUGGCGCACCUCCACGAAAUGCGUCGUUUCGAGAGACGUUGGAACGCCUCGUAGCACGACAUUCAAGCAGUUCACUGGGACCUGAUGCGACCCAGUCGUUGUCUCCUGACUCGUCAAUCUCAUCUACGACGCAGCGAUUGGGUAGAAACGCUGAAGAAACCGAUGAGUUUCACCUCAUUCUCAUGACUACGACUUUGCUGCGCACAGUAUGGGACUAUCGCGACUGCGUUCUGUCGCUACAGGGCCCGGCUCCCAUGCCUGAACUGUUCACGCACUCAGUUCCUUCCAAAGACAUGGACACGGCGCUUUCCCUGCUAACCACUCUCGCAGCGACAGCCCCAUUGGAAGCUAUAGCGAGUGCGACCGGAGCUGGCUCGCAGUCCUUCAACGGUCUCAGUGGGUUGCAUGAGGAGCGACAAUUCCAUGGUCUUGUACAUAGGACCAGGAUCUCUCUUGUCGCUCAGAUUAUUGCUGCAGAUCAGAUCAGCAAUCAUUUGGAUGCCGAGUGGCGUAGAGGAGCAGCUGCAGGAGAUCAAAAUGUGCGGGAAGUUGCAGCGGAGCGGCUGCGUGCAUGGGGAGAGACAUAUCCCGUUGAAGUGCGUCGCAUGGCCCGAAUUGGCGCGCAACUUUUGUCAAUAUCCAGAUUGUAUCCAUAUCACAUGCCGCGCGAACCUUAUGACGCCUUUCGCGCCGGACUGCUCUUAUGGACCAUGGCGCCUCUCAUCCGAGCCGCCACUCCGGUGGCUUCCUCACAGGCCUCGCCUGCUAGAGCCCCUACCCAUCGGCGUGUGUGCCAGUUGGACUGGCUUGGAGACCAGAACAGCCCUGAGGGCGCUUGUCUACAAGAGUGGAUUGAUCACGGCGGAGAUCAUUUCGUGCUUCGAAUGCACGAAAUACCCGACAUCUGUACAAGGCAGGGCAGUCGUCAGAUUCUUCUGAGCACGUCAAAAGUGCUGCAAAAGCUUCACGUCUGGGGCGCCUCGGAGGUGUAUCGGGACAUUGUGCUGCGAGCCUUGCGUGAGGAUGAAAGGGCGCACAGGGAUGACAAUCCGGCUGCAUCCGCAUAA
This is a messenger RNA of Beauveria bassiana ARSEF 2860, 2559 nucleotides long. Its product is annotated as C2H2 type zinc finger domain protein. NCBI's taxonomy places the organism in Eukaryota, Fungi, Ascomycota, Sordariomycetes, Hypocreales, Cordycipitaceae. The transcript is spliced from 5 exons. Bases 1 to 2559 code for a protein of 852 amino acids. Gene Ontology annotation, biological process: DNA-templated transcription; regulation of transcription by RNA polymerase II. Gene Ontology annotation, cellular component: chromatin. Gene Ontology annotation, molecular function: DNA-binding transcription factor activity, RNA polymerase II-specific; RNA polymerase II cis-regulatory region sequence-specific DNA binding; zinc ion binding. The record is from RefSeq and is a predicted model, not a curated record.